Molecule: messenger RNA, 951 nt
Organism: Podospora pseudocomata
Lineage: Eukaryota; Fungi; Ascomycota; Sordariomycetes; Sordariales; Podosporaceae
Exons: 1
Coding region: 1-951 (316 amino acids)
Source: RefSeq, a predicted model, not a curated record
AUGCCUUCACAGACACUCGCUUUGCUGGCUGGUGCCAUGACGCUGGCCACCGUCGGUGCUCAGCUUCCAACAUCGCCCAUCUUGCCCAUUCCAUUUCGCCAACCACCAUAUCACAACUACAGUCCCACCACUGUUCCAACCGAAUAUGUCUGUGGAAACCAAUUCAUGACGAAUAUCGCAACCCCAACUCCACAGCCAAACCGACCGGAAGGGGAGCCAAAGAAGUCCAAGAAGCCCGAGACAGAGGAGGAUGACAACUACGAACUCAAAGCUGUCAACACACACCGAACACGCCCCUUCGCCGCUCCCACGGGAAGGUUCAAGUCACUACAGUACCCCUACACUUCGGUAGGGCGUCACAUGCAUGUUCUCGAACGAACGCCCGCCGACUGCACAUCCCAGACCUCUGAACUCACUGUUCUGGCUGCCCAACAGCCCAUCUUCCCACCCGAGUUGCAAGAUCUCGCCAAGAAGCACAAGGUUUGGUUCAGUGCCUGCGGUCCGACUUUUGAGAACGCUGUUGAUUCAUCGUUUGAUCCCCAAGCUUUUACCCCUGCUUUCGAGGCCUGGUCGGAUGCCCUCGCCACCAAUCUGAGGAGAUUGAUGAACGCCUGCCACAGCUCACAAGAGACGGUUGACACCAUCAAUCGGGACCGGUGCCUUCGCGACCUGCUUGCUCAGCAGGCGCCCGUCAUUCCCCUUGGCCCCAUUGCGGAAGAUCAGGCUACAUUCACGACCAUGUUCACCCUUGACAUUCCUGUCCCAAGUUCUUGCCCGGAUCCCGUCACGAUCACCAAGAUGUCGACGAUGUCGGUCACGGCUACUGUCACUGUGGAAGAGAACAAGACCGUGGUGAUAGAUAAGACGGGCGAAGGUGUUCAGGGGGUUGCCGUGUCGCUGGGUGCAUUGCUCACUGGCGUGUUGGCUGGGGCAUUCAUCUUUGCUCUCUGA